Zea mays is the source of this 1461-nucleotide messenger RNA. Its product is annotated as COPII coat assembly protein sec16-like. The transcript is spliced from 3 exons. The record is from RefSeq and is a predicted model, not a curated record. Bases 1 to 1140 code for a protein of 379 amino acids. Lineage: Eukaryota; Viridiplantae; Streptophyta; Magnoliopsida; Poales; Poaceae.
AUGGUGGAUGAGAACACACGGAUGCAUCCAUUGGCACUCUGGCAGCAGAUAUCUAGGGCUCAGCGCGUGUGUCACCGUAAGGAGGGCGUCCGCCCUGACGCGGCUCCGCCCUCCACCACCCCGCCAAUCUCGCGGGCGAGCCACGCCCGCUCCAUCCCAGCAACGUCACCAGCGUGGUCCAAGCCCGGAGAUCUGCACUCCCUCGUGCCCCCGCCUGCCACCACCGCCCGGUCCCGUGCCCUCCCUCUCACACAAUCGAGACGAACGCCAUCUCCGUCGCCCAUCUUCCAACCUCCUCCCCACGCCGCCAUUUGUGCCUCCUUCAUCGCUAAGGUCAGUGUCGCCCUAGAAGAUGGGUCCACGCCUAAACCGCUCGCCCCCGUCGUGCCCCCGCUCCCCCCACAUGAUUCUCGAUCCUGGCCCACGACCGAGAUCGCCGCCGAGAACCCCCUGACGAGACCGUUUGCAGCCGUCCUCUCCAAGACGAGAUCGCCGUCGAGCCCCCUCCCCUCGAGCCCCGUACCCCGCCCAAGAUUCCAGAUCUACGCCCGAUGUGGGCGUGUGGUUGCGUCGAGCGCGUGGCCGCGAGCCUCUUCGUCGUCCCCCACGCCGUUGGAACACCGCUGUCAUCAUCGGGGGUCACAGUCGUGGUGGGCCUCGCACUCAUCUGUCGUCGCCCUCAACGCCGCAUCGCCCUCUUCAUCGAACCAUAGCUCUUCGCCUACAUCUCCGGCAGCAGAUGAGUCCACCAUCUCCUCAAAUCUGAUGGCCCUCGGCGACAGCGCCACCACGUCGUCGGUGGCCAAGCUCUCCAUCUCCGGCGCGGACCUCACGGUGCUUCUACAUAGUUGCCUCAGCUGCAACCAGCGACUGAAACAACCUCCUCUUCGACCAUGCUUCGCACCUGCCCACGCCAUCGGUCGCUCUCUCGGACUACACCGACACCGAUGCCACGACGACCCCUCCUGCCCUCGUGCUCUCCUCGUCGUCCUCUUCCCGGUGCUUUCGCACCCAUGGGUGCAUGCAUUCGUCUCUCUCAUCAUGUUCCCAUGCUUUUUAGUUCCUCACAUGGUUCAUGCCCGUCGAUUGAUUCAAUGUUCUUGUCUCUCUGAUGCCAUAGGAGGACGAGGAGGUGGCUGACGGGCUUCGAUUGGCGGAUGGCGCGCCGGAUCAGAGCAGUCGAGCGAGCUUUGGGGAUUUCCUAAUGACACUUCAGAUGAAUCGACCAAAAGAAUCUCCCUGUAGCAACUACAUAUUUAUUUUUCUUAGACCCUCCUUACCUGUGAUGCCCAUUUUACUGGUUUGCCUACAAUGAGCUCUGAUGUCAAUGGAGAAUUUGUCAUGGAUACCAAAUCUGUCCUGUCAGUAAUGCCAGUGUUUGAUUUCUGGAUCCAAGUUGUUGAAGUCCCAAAUGUCUCUUGGGAGGAUAUUGGUGGGCUGGAGAAUGUCAAGAGAGAGCUC